This is a messenger RNA of Anguilla anguilla (European eel), 1427 nucleotides long. It is a transcript of the gene atpaf1, whose product is annotated as ATP synthase mitochondrial F1 complex assembly factor 1. The transcript has 9 exons. Gene Ontology annotation, cellular component: mitochondrion. The coding region runs from base 32 to 1012 and encodes 326 amino acids. The record is from RefSeq and is a predicted model, not a curated record. Gene Ontology annotation, biological process: mitochondrial proton-transporting ATP synthase complex assembly. NCBI's taxonomy places the organism in Eukaryota, Metazoa, Chordata, Actinopteri, Anguilliformes, Anguillidae.
CGUUUCCCCUAGUUUGACCGGAGUGAUUUCGAUGUGCGACGGAGGACAAGGUAAGAUGGCAGCGGCCGUGAUACAAAUGUCAUGUUUGUAUCGUGGUUUGUUAGCAGUCAGGACAUCGGGAAUCCGACCGCUGAUUCCAGGUGUGAUACCUUGUUACCUACGGACUUUUUCGAUGAGGAAAGAAUCGGAAGAGUUGGAGAAUAAUCCCUUUUACAACAAAUAUCAGGCGAAGAUAAACCAACUUCGGAGGGCGAAGCCUCAAGAGUAUGAGGCUCGACUGGAGAGGAGAGUAGAGAUAAAGAAGGAGCCGCUGGGGCACUCCAAACAGGCGGAGUUCAUAAAAGUCAUGGAGCAGGAGUUGGAAAAAAGAGGCAAAAACACAGAUGGAACUGGCGGAUUUACCAAAGACAAGAGUCUUGGAUCCAUCCUCAAUAUUGACAUGGUCCAGAAUAUGUCGGGAGAGGAAGUUGGUAAGCUGUGGAUGCAGUAUUUUUCUACGAAAGACACUAUCAGUGCAGUCAUACCAGGGGGAAUAUAUGAAGUCAUGUUCAGCAGAACCAAGUCCUGCCCAAUGUUCCUGUACGCUGUGCCACAGAAGGAGGGCUAUGAGUUCUUCUUGGGUCAGUGGUCUGGCCAGGAGCUACACUUUACCUCUCUGAUCAAUGUCCAGACUAUGGGAGAGAAUGCUCCGAGCCAGCUGAUAUUGUACCACUACUCGGACCUGCAGAAGGGGAAGGGGAUAGUCCUCAUGACUGCUGAGAUGGACCCCAAGUUUAUAAGCGUUCACCAGGCCCAGUGUUUAGCCAAUCAGGUUCAGCUUUUCUAUGGAACGCAGCGGCUGGAGACCUUCCAAUUGGUCGAGACCUUCAACCACAAACCGGCAGACUUCAAGCACAUGUCAGUGAUAGCGGAGCUGGAGCAGAGUGGCAUUGGUCCCGGAGUCUCCCCUGCACAGUCACAGGCCAGCAAGGACAGUGGGCAUCAGGAGCCCUGCUCUAACACUGAACUUUAAAUGGGGGAAGUGUAAAAGCAUGUUUUAAUUAAUGGGAAGAGGAUUUUCCACUCAUCCUUUGGACAUUAGGCCUCGGUCUCUUCUCAGACCGAGCAGGUAGAUGGUGUGAAGAUAUGCCGGCCAUCUUGUUCCCUGAAAUUCCCUAUUUCUUUCUUUGUGGCAGUCGGCAUGAUGAACGUUCAAAAUGGAUUAAGAAAACGCUGCUCACAGCCUGAAACGUUUAUCAUGUACAUGUUUUAGAUGUUUCUGUCUCUGAGCCGUUGCCCAGGGUAGUGUGUUGUUGGACAUGUCACUGAAAUUGGCACCGUAUGAAAUUACAAGUAUUUUAGUCUGAUUUACAAUGUUCAACUGAACUAGAUGUCUGAAAUUAUCUUUGGAUAUUAAAGUAUGCAAAAGUCAUUGCACAUACAAACCA